GCGACAUGGUCGAUCCGAAAAUAUCCUAAACUGAAAGCCAAGGUAUUUCUGACGUUUGUGUACGUCGAACACAUCAAACGCACUGUGAAUCUUUCAUUUUAGAUCGCCAGAAUACAUUACUCGCUCGUCCAGGAUGUAUAGAAGUUCGAUGCGGUAUUACAGGAUAAUAAUUUGAUAGAAGAAUUAUGAAUUCUUUAAAGACAUUAUUUUGAAGUAUAAUUAACUUUGUACAAUGUCCCAUUGCGAGGAAGAAGCGGUAUCGCCUGGUUUUCACCAAUUAAGCAUUACAAUUGAAGCAGCAAUAUUGAGAAGUUCGACUUUCUUAAAGCCUAAUCCAUAUAUAGAGUUCUCAGUUGACGAUAAAAGUCCUCGUAAAACAGAAGUAUCAAAGUCUACGUAUCAGCCAAAAUGGAACGAAGAAUUUACUAUACUUGUCACGCCAUAUUCUCAAUUGCACUUUCGACUUCUUGACCAUAGUACAUUUCGCAAGGAUGCGUUAAUAGGAGAAAAACGGAUAAGCCUAUUCCAAGUGCUCUCACAUUAUAAUGGAAUAGAAAAUUUAGAAUUAACAUUUGAUUUGAUGAGUGAAAGCAAGCAUGAUUCACAAUUAUGCAAAGUUGGUGAAUUGAUUACUGUUUUUGAUGGACUUAGAAUUGAUACUAUUAACGAGACAUCUGUAAAUGUUAAUGAACCACUUUGCCAAAUACAAUCUGAUGGUGCCACAAACAAUGAUACAAUGAAUAAUCGAAGUAUUCUCAACGGCGGAGUUCGCGCGCGCAUGAGAUUGCAUAGUUCAGAAAGUCUCGCGCCGUCGAUGUGUCGUUUGACAAAUAUCCAUCUCAGUUCCAACUACAACAGUGGAAACAGUCAAACAAACAGCAACAUUGGACCUUCUACUGCAGUGGUUUCAAAUGUGGAUGGUACAUCGGCUAAUAAUGUUAGCAGCAGUAGCAGCCUCUCUGCGAACACUUUGAUGAACGGGCAUGCAAUUCCAAUAGCGGAUAAAUCCAUGAUGUCCCCGGGAAAUCGGCAUGCCACGGACAUACGGACUUUUGCAGGUAGAUUGAACAUUAAGGAGCAAUCUUCGGCAUCGGCUAACUCGCCGGAAGGUCGAGUCUACAGGCGAGGCAGUUACGGCAAUCCAGCAGAACAGCAAUCCGCGAUGGCCAAGUCGGAUCUACGUAGUAUGCCGCGAUCGGAACAAUCCUCCUCGAUGAUCCUCAGCCAGCAGAUGAUUUUGCGACAGGAUCCACCGAUGGAACACAGUUCUGGUGUUUCUCAGACCGACUUGAACGUGUCCUUGCACACCGAUGCACGUGGUGGUAAUGGCGUUCUACGAAUAGAACAACCGAUCGUAAUCGCGACUUCACCGGAUGGUCGUGUGAUGACACGAUCGGAGCACGCGCUACGAAUAGAACAACCGGUUGUCGGCUCACGAACACCGGAACAUGCUCUACGAAUUGAGCAACCGAGCGUCAUCGCGACUCUACCGGACGGUCGUGUGGUGACACGAUCGGAACAAUCAGCAAGUGGCAAUCUUUUGGCGGAUGAUUUACGCGAAACGAGACAACCUGUAGAUCAGUCUACCAACAUUCGACGGAUGAGCGCGACGAAUGAGGAUCCACGUGCGAGACAAUCGGAACAAUCCACAGCGAGCGGCAUUCGUGCAUCCGAGGAUAUGCGUGGAAUGAGACAGCAGGCCGAUCCAUCGUCGAGCAACAUUCGCCUGAACGAAGAUUCGCGAGGGAUGAGACAGUCCGAGCAAUCCGCUCGCACGAGCGAGGAUCUACGCGCCUCGAGGCAACAACCUACAGAACAAUCUACGUCGUUGAAUGCGGAUCUACGUGCUGGUGUUCCGCGUGGUGCUGGUCAACAGAACGCGAAUAUUCUGCCGACAGAAGGUGGCCACCGCACCGCGUCGUCUUCUCGAUCGGAACAGACGGCGGUGUUUUCCUUGCCCGAUGGACGGACUAUUUCUAUCUCGGAACACAUGUCCUCCCCCGUCACGCUGUCAGAUCCUCGUUCCUCUGUGUCGCGAAUCCCGCAGACCGCGGUCCCGUUGCCGGCUGUACCCACGACACCGCAAUCUGUCGCGCAACCAGGUUCCUCGGUGCUGCUCGCUGAAGAUGUCAGUCAUUCCGAGGAACCCUUGCCGCCUGGUUGGGAGAUGAGAUACGAUCUGUAUGGGAGAAGAUAUUACGUCGAUCAUAAUACAAGAAGUACGUCUUGGGAGAGGCCCCAGCCUUUGCCACCUGGAUGGGAAGUUCGUCGCGAUCCGAGAGGUAGAAUCUAUUACGUCGAUCAUAAUACGAGAAGCACUACAUGGCAAAGGCCAAAUACGGAAAGAUUACAGCAUUUUCAACACUGGCAAGGUGAAAGGCAAUAUGUCGUUCAACAAGGCAAUCAGAGAUUUCUUUAUCCUCAGGCUCAUGGAAGUCAAGUUGCUGCGGGACCGUCAACAUCUGUGGCUGACGAUGACGAUGCUUUGGGACCAUUACCGGCUGGCUGGGAAAGACGAAAGCAACCGGAGGGAAGAGUUUAUUAUGUAAAUCAUAAGAACAGAACUACGCAGUGGGAGGAUCCUCGAACGCAGGGUCAGGAAACCGGAAUGGAUGAACCACCCUUACCGGACGGUUGGGAAAUACGAUUAACAGAAGAUGGAGUUCGUUAUUUCGUUGAUCACAAUACUCGAACGACGACGUUUCAGGAUCCAAGACCUGGUGCACCCAAAGGUCCUAAAGGUGUAUAUCGUGUCCCACGAGCGUAUGAAAGGUCAUUCCGAUGGAAAUUGUCUCAGUUCCGCUUCUUAUGUCAGACUAACGCGCUGCCUAACCAUAUUAAGAUUAGCGUUAGUCGGCAGACAUUAUUCGAGGAUUCUUAUCAUCAAAUAAUGAAUGCAGAAGCUUUCGCGCUAAGACGACGAUUAUACAUAAUAUUUAAAGGAGAAGAGGGUUUGGACUACGGAGGUGUAUCUAGGGAAUGGUUUUUCUUACUGAGCCACGAAGUUUUGAAUCCGAUGUACUGCCUAUUCGAGUAUGCCAAUAAAAGCAAUUAUAGUUUGCAAAUAAAUCCGGCAUCGUACGUCAAUCCUGACCACUUACAAUAUUUCAAAUUUAUUGGCAGAUUUAUUGCAAUGGCACUGUAUCAUGGCAGAUUCAUAUAUAGCGGAUUUACAAUGCCGUUCUAUAAGCGGAUGUUGAAUAAAAAAUUAGUUAUGAAGGAUAUAGAAUCCAUUGAUCCAGAGUUUUAUAAAUCCCUGGUAUGGAUUAAAGAAAAUAAUAUUGAUGAGUGCGGCCUAGAAUUGUAUUAUAGCGUGGAUUUCGAGAUCCUUGGUCAAGUAAUACAUCAUGAAUUAAAGGAUGGUGGUGAUAAAGUUAGAGUAGGCGAAGACAAUAAAGAAGAAUAUAUCAGGUUAAUGACAGAGUGGAGAAUGACAAGGGGUAUAGAAGAACAAACAAAAGCUUUUUUGGAAGGAUUCAAUUCGGUUGUACCUCUCGAAUGGCUCAAAUAUUUCGAUGAACGUGAACUAGAACUUAUGCUUUGUGGGAUGCAAGAAAUAGAUGUUGAAGAUUGGCAACGCAAUACUAUUUAUAGACAUUACACUCGUAACAGCAAACAAAUCCUAUGGUUUUGGCAGUUUGUAACAAGAACAGAUAGUGAAAAAAGAGCUAGACUAUUGCAAUUUGUAACUGGUACUUGCCGUGUACCUGUUGGUGGAUUUGCUGAAUUAAUGGGAAGCAAUGGUCCACAAAGAUUUUGUAUAGAAAAAUUUGGAAAGGAUACCUGGUUGCCAAGAUCACAUACUUGUUUCAACAGAUUAGACUUGCCGCCCUACAAAAGUUACGACCAAUUAGUGGAGAAAUUAAAUUAUGCGAUUGAAGAAACGGAAGGUUUUGGCCAAGAAUAAUUGUAAUGCUAAUUAAUGGUAUAUAUUAGGUAUGCUACAUAUUAUGUAUAUGAAUAGUGGGCGAUACAAACAAAAUUUAGAAUAGCACUAUAAAAUCAAUGGUGAAAUGGAGUCAAUGCUACAUCUGAAAUUUGUUGGGGUUAAUUAUUAUUAACAGUGUAAAAGUUGCAAAUAUAUAUAAUUAAAGAUGUUUAUAGGUACGUUGCUCGAAAGAUUUGUAUAAGGCAUCGUAAUAAUUACAUGCAAAGAUUUAACGUAA
Molecule: messenger RNA, 4166 nt
Organism: Nylanderia fulva
Lineage: Eukaryota; Metazoa; Arthropoda; Insecta; Hymenoptera; Formicidae
Gene: Su(dx)
Product: Suppressor of deltex
Biological process (GO): protein ubiquitination; proteasome-mediated ubiquitin-dependent protein catabolic process
Cellular component (GO): cytoplasm
Molecular function (GO): ubiquitin protein ligase activity; protein binding
Source: RefSeq, a predicted model, not a curated record